AGCGAGAGCAGCAGUGUGAAGUGGAAGCAACAAUACUGCGGACAAGGGGCUGUUUCUUUCACGGUGACUCCUGAGGCGAGGAGGUGGUGAUAUUCAUGGGAGCAACACACACACGCACACGGUCUCUCCUCUCCUCUCUUCUCACUCACUUUUUGGAGCUCAGCCUCAGCAGCUCGCUGCUCUUUUUGGCGCCUCACUGGAGGAGGAAGGAAGGACUACGUUUGUCUGAUGUCAGAAGAAAGUUCUCAUUAUUAUUAUUAUUAUUGUUAUUAUUUUAAAUCAUAGUUUUGAAGACCUUGCCAGCAGUUUUACCUGGUCAUUAUGAGGAGGUACACACUUUGGAGAAAGGAUGACGUCUAAGUGAACUUCAGAAGCAGAGUCACGGGCUUUUUGUUGUUGUUGUUGUUGUUGUUGUUGUUGUAGUGUGCGUGUGUGUGGGUGUGCGUGUGUGCGUGUGUGUGUGUGUGUGUGUGUGGUUAUAUUAGCUCCUAAGUUGAACUGUAAGGACAAUUAUUGGGUACUAUUUGUAAAGAAAAUGGAGCGUACCGGCUUGGCGGUUGUGGUGCUUUUGGCAGUAGCGCUGGUCGACGUAGGUGAUGGUCACACGGACACCUCGACAGGUGGGAGGAAAAGCCUUCCGGCUGCCGGGCAGACGCUUUGGGACCACUCGGAAGGUGGCGAAAGAAUCCCUCCGGAGACCACCCACGCCCGGGGUGAUGGCGAGCUGCCGUCGAAAGCAGCCCCGAGGACCGCCAGACACCCACGCAGCGUGACCCCCUCGCAGCCCAGAACCAGAGUCAACCGCCGGCAGAACAGCAAGUCCAGCACGGCGAGCACCAGGCGACUUGUCGGGCCAAAUGUGUGCGGCGGUCAGCAGUGCUGCUCCGGCUGGGCUGUGGCACCAGGAACAAACCGAUGCAUCAAACCCGAUUGCCAGCCGCCCUGCCAGAACCGCGGCUCCUGCAGCCGGCCGCAUACUUGCGUGUGCCGCUCGGGUUUCCAGGGGCCCCGCUGUGAAGAGGUGGCCCCCGAGCAGGUGUACAUCCAUGACAGAGGGUCUCUGAGGCGUGUGCAGCCGGGCAGCAACCCUUUCCAGAGAGACCAACCGCGCAGACGGCCCUUGGAAAGGCAGAUAGAUAGCAGCAAGGUCCAGACCCCGCGACCUGCGGCCACCAGGCAACCAGUCCACACUGCGACCCAAGUGAGACAGGGACCCCCUGAAUCCUCCCCUCAGCUGACUGGGACCUCCCGUACUGUGAAGCGUUAUCCGUCAUCCUCUGGGCCGAUCACCUCCAACGCGUUGCCCAACGGCAACGCCCACGGAAAUGAGCACAGGAACUCCCAUGGACAAAGAAAUGGGCAUGACACCAUGCACUACUUCAAUACUCACAGGCCAACCAGUAACAACCAGCUACAUGGAAAAUUCAACAAUGCAUUAUCACCAGCAGGGGCCAACCUCACCUCCAGCCUGGACCGCAUAAAGAUUGUCUUCACGCCCACAAUGUGCCGCCGGGUGUGCAGCAACGGGCGCUGCUACAAUAGCUGCGAGAAAGGGGACGUGACCACUGUCUACAGUGAGACUUCAUACCAGCAGCAACAGCAACAGCAGCAGCAGCAGCAGCCAAAGACGCCAGGCUUCCGACUCUUCUUUUGUCAGAUCCCCUGUCUAAAUGGAGGCCGUUGCAUUGGCAGGGACCAAUGUUGGUGUCCAACCAACUCAACCGGGAAGUUUUGCCACUUGCCAUCUCAGCCUCACGCAAAGCCCACCACUCACAAGGACUCCAGAAACUCUGGAUCUAAACCUCCUUCCCACUCCACGUACACUCUACCGCUUUCCAAUCAACAAGUCUCGCUUCACCCAUCCUUGGUCAAGGUCCAUAUCCAGCAUCCGCCGGAGGCUGAGGUCCGGAUCCAUCAAGUGGCUCGGGUCCAACCCGGUCAAAGGUCACCCACCACUGAGGGGGCUCACUCUGUCCAGCAGCGCUCUCAGCCUGGCAAUGGCCAAGAGCCCGCCAUUGAGCAUGGCAGCAGACACACCAGCGUGGACGGCCACGCCAGACCACACCACCGUCAGAACGGACACGUGGGAAGAUGCUUCCAGGACACAGUUGACGGACAGUGUGACAAGCCUCUGCCAGGCCUAACCAAACAGGAUGAUUGCUGUGGAAGCGUGGGAGCCUCUUGGGGUCUCAACAAGUGCCACAAGUGUCCAACCAAACCAGCAUAUGCAGUGAUUGCAAAUGGACAAGUGGAAUGUCCUGUCGGAUAUAAAAGAAUGAAUGUGACGCACUGUCAAGAUAUCAAUGAGUGCCUCCUGCCCGAAAUCUGCAAGAAUGCAGAGUGUCUCAACACCAAAGGAAGCUACAGGUGCACAUGUAAACCUGGUUUCAUGUUGGACCCUGCCAGAAGCCACUGCGUCUCUGACAAGGCAGUUUCAGACCAGAAGGCAUUUUGCUACAGAUCGGUGUCAGCAGGCACGUGCUCACUGCCACUUUCUCAGCACAUCACCAAGCAGAUCUGCUGCUGCAGCCGCGUGGGCAAAGCCUGGGGAGAUGGGUGUGAUCGCUGCCCUUUGCCCGGAUCUGAUCAUUUCAAGGAGAUCUGCCCGGCUGGUCACGGAUACACCUACUCCCGCUCUGAUGUGCAGAUUUCUCUGCGACAGCUUGGGGAGGGUGAUCUUCAAAGUACUGGAUUGUCUUGGGAGGAGCAGAACCCCACAUAUCCUCAGCUGCCGUCUUCCCAGCCGCAAUAUCCCACGUACCCACAGACUCCUCAAAUACCCCAAUGGCCCGAGUACCCAGAGUCACCAGAAUCACCUCGGCACCCUGUUACUCCACGGCAGCCCCCCCAUCCCUUUUUCCCAGACAGAGAAACAGCUCGACAGCCUGAAGAUGUGGAAAUUCCAAGCCCGCCAGUUGUUGUGACAGACUCACCAUUGAAAUAUCCAGAAGUUGAUCCAGACUCACCAGCCAAGCCUGAUCCAAAGGAAACAGCCCACACAGACUCAGUAGGUGUGGACAUGUGCACAACCACCCCCUCCAUUUGUGGCCAUGGGAAAUGUGUUCCUGUGCAGACUGGGUACAGCUGCCAGUGUGAACCAGGUUUCAAACUCAGUGCUCUGCAGACCAACUGCAUUGAUGUGAAUGAGUGUGAGAAUGAGCCAUGUGGUGGAAAGGGCAGUUGCACGAACAGCUAUGGCUCAUACAGUUGUCACUGCUUCAGCGGCUACAGCCAGGUGAUCACCAAGAACAGGAAGUUCUGUCAAGACAUUAAUGAGUGCAGCAUGCCCAACAAGUGCCAGAAUGGCCACUGCGUCAACACGGAAGGAUCUUUUACCUGUGAAUGUGACAGUGGCUUUGCCAAGUCCUGGAGAGGCCAAUGCGAAGAUGUAGAUGAGUGUCAAGAUCCCAACACUUGUCCUAGCGGUGGUUGCAUCAAUACUGUGGGCUCCUUUCAGUGCCAGGUUUGCAGCCCUGGCUUCAGGCCUCUCAGCGAUAGAUGUGUAGAUGUGAACGAGUGCUUGAACCAAAACAUAUGCGGCCGUGGAAGGUGUGUCAACAGCGAGGGCUCCUAUAGGUGCAACUGCUUCCAAGGUUACAAACUCGCACUGGACAACGUAUGCCAAGAUGUGAAUGAGUGUCUGCUUCCGGGGGUCUGCCUUAACGGACGCUGUGUCAAUCUAGAGGGUACCUACAGUUGCACCUGUAACCACGGUUACCAAGUCAGCUCCGAUAGCAAAGACUGUGAAGAUAUUAAUGAGUGCAUAUCUGGUAAAAUGUGUCCUGAAGAAAUCUGCAUCAACAUACCAGGUUCCUUUACAUGCCAGAGCUGUAAUCCUGGCUUUGAACCUUCUGAUGAUGGGCUGAGAUGUGAAGAUGUGGACGAGUGUUCUCAGGGUGACUGGUGUCUCGGUGGUGUGUGUGCCAACACGCCCGGAUCGUACACCUGCACCAAGUGUAAGGCAGGCUACAGAGUUUCUCCAGAUCGACGAAGAUGUGAAGAUAUUGACGAAUGCCAGUCGCUGUCUACCUGUGCCAACGGCAUCUGUCUAAACUCAGAAGGCUCUUACACCUGUGAGAACUGCCCCACGGGCUACACAGUGUCGUAUGAGGGAGAGCUCUGUGAAGACAUUGACGAGUGUGCACUGCCCACUACAUGCCCCCGGGGAACAUGUACAAACACAAAGGGUUCCUUCACAUGUGUCAGCUGUCAGCCCGGUUACAGAGUCUCUGAGGAUGGACAGCAGUGUGAUGAUGUGAAUGAAUGCUCGGUAGCUAACGUGUGCCCAGGCCAGCUGUGCUCAAACACCCAGGGAUCAUAUACCUGCAGGAACUGUGGAUCCGGCCUGCAGCUGUCUGAGGACGGUUAUGGCUGUGAGGAUAUCAACGAGUGCCAGACCCCAGGUUUGUGUCCCACGGGCAUCUGCAUCAACACAGAGGGCUCCUUCUCAUGCAUGGCCUGUGACCCUGGCUUCACCGUGGCACCCAAUGGCCUUUCGUGUGAAGAUGUGAAUGAAUGUGAGGACACGGGCCUGUGUGUGGGAGGUCAGUGCACCAACACCGUGGGAUCCUACAGUUGCGCGUGCCCUGCUGGCCUGGAGCUGAUCGAUGGGACCUCCUGCAGAGAUAUUGACGAGUGUUUGACCAUCGCAGGAAUCUGUGGAGAAGGACAGUGUUUGAAUACUGAAGGCUCCUACAUGUGUGUCUGUCCUGAUGGAUAUGACACCCUUGAUGGGCGGACCGGCUGCCAAGAUGUGGACGAGUGUAGCAAAGACAACAUAUGCACACGGGGCCAAUGUCUCAAUACGGAAGGCAGUUUCAUAUGCUUAUGUGACGCUGGAUUCAAGUACAGCGAGGACACUGCUGACUGUGAAGACCAGAAUGAGUGUAAGGAGUUUGGAAGCUCGGUGUGUGGUACCUGGCGCUGUGAGAACACUAUUGGCUCGUACCGCUGCUUCAUGGGCUGCCAGCCUGGCCUUGAGGGAGAGGACGCCACAGACUGCGAUGUUGACGAGUGCCUCAACCAGACCAUCUGCGGGAGCCACGGCUUUUGCGAGAACACCGAUGGAGCCUACCGCUGCGAGUGCGAUCUGGGCUACUCAAACCCACCAGGAGACACAAGCAAAUGUGUUGACGUGAAUGAGUGCGAGAUGAGCUUGGCGCUGUGCGGCGAGGCCCUGUGUGAGAACUUCGACGGCAGCUUCCUGUGCAUCUGCCCCAACGACAAUGAGGAAUUUGAUCCCAUCACCAGCCACUGCCGCUCCCUGGCUGACACCGACUCAAAAGCCCUCGCUCCUGCGGCCCCCUCAGCCGUGGAAAGGAAGGAGUGCUACUAUAACUUAAACGACGCCAACUUCUGCAACAACGUCUUGUCCCGUAACACCACCAAGCAGGAGUGCUGCUGCACCGUGGGCGCCGGCUGGGGCGACAACUGCGAGAUCCACGCCUGUCCUGCUCCAGAAGGAGAUGAUUAUCACCAGUUGUGCCCUCAUGGCAGUGGAUCCAUACCCCUGCCUGCUUCCUCUCCUCAAAGUUUGGCAGAACAGCGACUCUACAUAGACGCAAAUGAAUGUGAAAUGUUUGGAUCAGACAUUUGUAAGAAUGGACAAUGUGUCAAUCUCUUCUCAACCUAUACUUGCUACUGUCGCUCCGGAUUCUACUAUGACAACGUCAAGCUCGAGUGUGUUGAUUAUGAUGAAUGCGAAUUCGGAAACGCCUGUAUGGAUGGAGCGUGUGUCAACACGCCGGGCUCGUUCAACUGUUUCUGCAGUCCACCAUUAGUGCUGGACAGCACGCAGCAGCGCUGCAUAAGAAUCAACACUACAGAAGAAACUGUGGAUUCUAAUCUCGAUGUGCACAUGGACAUCUGCUGGCAGCGUCUGGAGGGAGACAACAUGUGUUCCGAACCACUGCAGGGCCGCAGAACCACCUACACUGAGUGUUGUUGCCUCUAUGGAAUUGCCUGGAGUGGGCAGUGUGCCUUCUGUCCCAGGAAAGACUCAGAGGACUACGCGGUCAUGUGCAACCUCCCUCUGAGAGGAGGUUCAGACAGCCUACGAGAGCGGCCGGGCUACGAGUAUGGCGUCGACGGGCCCGAGGAUCCCAUAGAGCCUUUUGUUCCUCCGUACUGGGACAACUAUGGCGGCCCAGCGGGACCAUACGACGUUCCCGAGAGCGUCCCUUUGUUCAACGACAACGACUACAGCAUCCGACAACCGUCUGUGCGAGUCCCUGUCCAUCGACCCCAUGAGCACCAGCCUCGGCCGGUGGAUUCCUUCUCUGAGCGCUACGAUGGAUUUGAAGGUCUCCAAGCAGAAGAAUGCGGCAUCCUGAAUGGCUGUGAAAACGGACGCUGCGUUCGCGUGAGGGAAGGCUACACCUGCGACUGCUUUGACGGUUACGAGCUGGACCUAAACAAGAUGGCCUGCAUAGACAUAAACGAGUGUGAGGACAUCAGCGACAAGGUGCCGUUGUGCCAGAACGGCCACUGCAGCAACACAGAAGGGUCCUACAAGUGCACCUGUUUGCCCGGCUUCGUGGCCUCCGCCAAGCCACACAAAUGCAUCCCGGCCAUCCCAAAGGCAGAAACGGGGAACUGAGACGAGCGGUGAUUUCUCCUGCUUCCUUUAAGGUUGAACUUUCACCCCUCCACUGGGCUUCUCCUCCUCAGUGCCUGGCACAGUAACGCUGAAACGUCCAGACUCCAACUCCUCACAGCAGACACACUUGGGUUCGGCUCACAACACACUACUCGUUGAACCUUAGGCGAAUAACAGGAGUGAAGACACGACAAGGGAUACUGAGCUUUUUCAUUCAGUAACCCCCCCCCCACCAACAAUUAUUUUAUGUAUUUGACAUACUCUGUUUUCUCUUUAACGCUUUUUUUUAAUGUUAUUAUUUAUUUCAGGCCACUGCUAACUAGCAAGCAAUUGACCUCAGAGGGCUCAGAAAAAGAGCGAUAUUGUCAUUUUGCAUGCUCCCCAUGCUUAUGUGCUCUCUGGGUACUCCAGCUUGCAUGUUAGGUUCAUUGAAGACUAAAUUUCUGUUUUCCAACCAUUACUGAGCCAAGGCACAUAUUUUCGAAUCGAAAAAUCUUACAGCACACGACACCAAACAAAAAAUAUCACAAAAAGUACCACGGAUAUAAAAAGUCUACACAAAAACAGCUGACAGGAGUUCGAAUGUGAUUGGUUAAUGCUGAACACAGCCACGUUCCCAGUUAUAAUAAGAGGGUGUGCACACUCAUGAAACUACAUUAUCUCACUUAUUUUUAAUUCCCCUCUGAAAAGAGUUGUUUUCAAUUGAGUUGUAAAGCUAAUAGGUCACACUAAUGGUGAAAAAAAGUUUGGAAGGUCUUGGUCUUAGUAUAUCACAAAAACCUAACAUUUAAAUGGGGGUGUGUAGACUUUUUAUGGCCACUGUAUCUUUACUGAAAUAAUGACAAUCUGGUCUCAAUUUAUUCACAAAUCUACUUAGUGCUGUUAAGUUGAACACAAAACUAUCACAGUGUUCCCCGGCAAAUUCGUGAUUUGCUACUCGCAGAAUCACCUGUCCUCUGUUAUUCGCUGAAAAACCCACCAAUUCACUGUUUUUGUGCGCAGGCCAAAGCCAUGUCUAAUAUAAAAGUAUUGCUUCAGCGCCAUCUUGUGGCACCUUGGUACCAAGGAACUGUGUCAAUAAACCUCUUUUGAGGAGGGGGGAGCAUCAAUUACACACAGAUUUUUUUUCCCACUGUAUUAGGAAUGAAUGGAAACAGGUGGACACAAACGUUAAUUGUUCCUUCUGCCAUUUAAUGGAAGAGCAUUUACUUGUUCUGCCUGUUACUAUACGUCACUGGCAUACAGUGGAUAGAUGAACAAAGAUACAUUAUUUGUACUAAAUGUUUGGACCAACUCAGUGAAAUUGGAUCAUUUCCUACGGUUAUAGUGGUUGGGAAUCACUGCUCUAAAUUGUCCAUAGGUGUGAAUGUGAGUGUGAAUGGUCACUUGUCUCUGUGUGUCUUACAAUACACAGGCGACCAGUCCAGGGCGUACCCCGCCUGUCGCUCAAACUCAGCUGGGAUAGUCUCCAGCUCACCUGCCACAUAAUGAGGACAAGCGCUAUCGGAAAUGGAUGGAUGGCUCUUAACAGAUGGCAGUGUUAAUAAACAGCCAACUGAUUUUCUUAUUCAUCAUUACACUUCUUUUCUUCACAUUAAAAUGGAGCUGAACAGCAACGUGUCAAAUGUGCGGACCAAGAGCUGGGAAGACAAUACAACCAAACAGUUGAAAAAUAAAGGCUUCAGCCGCCAAAUUUAAUGACUCGAAAUGUAUAUGAGGAUCUGAUUAUAUGAUGUUUUGUAAAGGUGCAAUAAUACUUGCCUUCAUUUGUUUGACCACUUUUUUUUUCUUUUUUUACAAUUUCCUAAAAGAAAAUCAAACUAACAGUAUUAACUUAUUUUAUUAUGUUGACAAAGUAGCAAGGCUUAUCGAAGCGUCAUGCUACAUUUGAGUCUUGUGUCUAAAAUAACACCCGAUUGAACAAAUAUCACUGUUAUGUAAUUAAAAAGUUGCUUUCAUAGACACAAUUCAAUCAAAUGAUUCAUUCCCACUAAGACAAAGGCUCCGCUGGAGAGGUUUGGUUAUUUUGUACAGCUCUAGUACUAUGUAUUUUUUUUUUGUUAAAUAUCCUUUUAAUGCUUCCAACAUAGCAAUAUGUUUGUUUGACAUAAAACACAAAAUCUGUGGGGGAAAAAAACCUGAUACUAUAUCUUUGUAGAUUUAUACAUGUAAAAAAAAAAAAAAAACACCUAUUUUUUAAAAGCAAAUCUUUUUAUGUGUGAGGGGACCGGCUGACACUGUACCAGAGGAACUGUGUGUAUAACCUGCCCUGUGGAGCAGAAUAUGAACUUUAUAUAUUUUUGGGGGAAGUGGCAGCACUGUUAUUAAUCCAAUGGCAGACAUUUUCCAUUUCAUUACGAAGACAAUGCUUUUGAAUUGUAAGCACCGACUUCUGUAUGUCUCUAUGGUUACAUAUUAUUAAUUGUGAUCAUUACUUCUUACGGUUUUUUGUUUUUUCUGAGUCAUGAAUGUAUCAUAGACAGCCUUGGCCGACUUGCUUUUCCUUAUUUGAAUUUGUUGUAUUAUUAUUGUUCAGGUUGAAUUAAACCAUUUGUUUAACAGGCACCUGGCAAAACACAAUCACGGCAGCACAUAAAUAAUUCCAAUAUCCCCUUAACCUGCAUUAAUGAACUAUAAAAGUAGCAACUGCACAAAUGUUCCCAUGCGAUGUGCACUGUACUUUUACUGUGCUGCUCUAAUUAUCACCUGAACCAGACAGGAAGUCUAACGUUUGAGUCAAAGUUGGAAGAGUCGAUGCCCCUGUAAACCUCCCAAAUAACCUAAUGAUAAUGUCUCGUUGUAAUGCUGGUGGUCAUCGGAAAUAUCACGCUCAUCCAUUUUGUUUACCGCUUGACUGUAA
Molecule: messenger RNA, 9458 nt
Organism: Phycodurus eques (leafy seadragon)
Lineage: Eukaryota; Metazoa; Chordata; Actinopteri; Syngnathiformes; Syngnathidae
Product: latent-transforming growth factor beta-binding protein 1-like
Exons: 41
Coding region: 536-6598 (2020 amino acids)
Molecular function (GO): calcium ion binding
Source: RefSeq, a predicted model, not a curated record